ACGUAACGUGAAAAACAUGAAUGUUUGUUGAUAUUCAAUAUACCUCUCAAUUCUUGUACUUUGUGAUUAAUUUUAACCUACCAAACUAUUAAUAUACUGCAGACUUUUAUAUCUGUUGUGCUGUUUUCUUUUAUUUUUAUUGCAUUCUGUAUUGAUUAGAGCUGGUAAAGUUGAAAUCAUUGAAGACGACCACCUAACCGGCAAUUAAAUAACUGAAAAUGUGUGACCAGCAAUGUUGAAGGCAACAUCAGAAUUUUUAAAUGUUUGUCCAAGAUGUUUAACGUUGCGUCAAUACAGGCAACAAAAUAAGUUCUUUCUCUCCUUAAAAGUGGCAAGAUUUCUGAGCUCACCCUCUCACUAUGAUGUGCUAAAUGUUCCUAAAGAUGCAUCACAAGAUGAAAUUAAAAAGGCUUUUUUUGAGAAAUCUAAGAAGUUCCAUCCAGAUGUAAGUCCUAGCAAUCCACAUCAUCAUAAGUUUUUCCUAAAGCUCAAUAAUGCUUACAGUGUCAUUGGAGAUAAAACAAAGAGAAAAGUGUAUGAUGCAAGUCUGAAACCUCAAUGGAAACCUUACUCAAGAGUUGUGGAUUUAAACAAGCAAAGAGCUCAUUUCUACUACGACACAUACACAGACCAUGAUUCCCAGAAUGACGCCAAACAAUCUGUGUUUUAUCGACGAAAUAACAACGAAGUUGCGUUGGUUAUAAUUGCAAUGAUGUUGACUGGUGUUGGACUUCGGUUAUUAUGGUUAGGGUAUCGACACAAGCAGUACAAGAAACAGUUAGAUAUCAAUAGUAUGAAGGCCAGUAAAUUGUAUCAAGAAUCGAGAGAACGUUCAAGCAAGUACACUGUCAAAGAACAACUUGAAAUGUUGGCAAAAAAGCAAGGAAAGAUUGAAAAGGAGCGUAACGAAUAUUUAUAAAGACAACGGACAUUGAAAGGUUUUACAAACAACCCGUCCUUAAUCUUAAAAUCAUGUUUUACAUUAACAUAUUGUAUAUAAUUUUGUGAAAUAAGUAAAUUAAGUAUUUUUAAUGUAUCUCGUCAAAUGUACUGUCGAUAUCUUUAGCAUGUCAAUUGAUGGAAUGCAAAAUGUUUCCUGAAAUACAAAAUAUUAUUUUGUUGAA
Xenia sp. Carnegie-2017 is the source of this 1124-nucleotide messenger RNA. Its product is annotated as dnaJ homolog subfamily C member 4-like. The record is from RefSeq and is a predicted model, not a curated record. Lineage: Eukaryota; Metazoa; Cnidaria; Anthozoa; Malacalcyonacea; Xeniidae. The transcript has 9 exons. The coding region runs from base 233 to 919 and encodes 228 amino acids.